This is a messenger RNA of Drosophila rhopaloa, 586 nucleotides long. RefSeq lists its product as uncharacterized. Lineage: Eukaryota; Metazoa; Arthropoda; Insecta; Diptera; Drosophilidae. The transcript has 2 exons. The record is from RefSeq and is a predicted model, not a curated record. The coding region runs from base 76 to 561 and encodes 161 amino acids.
CAAACACACGCCGUGCCAAUUUCACUGAAAUAUAGAAAUUAUUUUUUAAGUUUAUACGAGAACCCAAAAUUUUCCAUGCUGAGGCAGGAGCUGCUGGACGAGGAGUUCGAGUGCCUGCGUCGAAUUGCAUCGGCUAUUUGUCAGAAUCUCGGAAGGCCAAAAGAUCGUGAGAUAUGCCGGAGCACCUUGGAGGAGCUGGCCAAGUUCCAGCAGAGUCCGUCGGUCAGGAUCAAGGAGAAUGUGCACAAGUUCAUGGUGUUCUAUCUAAAAGUGCUAAGAUGGACCCAAAAGAAUCAGCCCCUGGAUUUAUAUCGGCAAUGGUAUGGCCAAAACCUGGGUAGUGAUUGGAAGUCUCCCUCAUCGACCGCCAAUUCUACGGAUGAAGUGCGAGUUUGGUUGGAGGAGGGAAAGACUUUUUAUGCCAUGAAAACUUUCGAGGAUGGUUCCACCACCGUUUUCACCGCAGUGGCCAAAGAUCCGAGGGCCGGUUGGUCAGAAUAUGGUCUAAAAACCCUGAUGGAAUCUCAAAAUGGUUGCGCUUUGAGCCAAAAUGAUAAAUAAAACAAACGGUUUUCCUCUAAAUAUA